CGAACCAUUCAAAGUCAUUGAGUCAGCAAAUUCCCAAGUCUUUCUAGCUUAGAGCACCAUCUAUCUGGUAAGAGGCUGGGAGGGCUUUCUGUUUGUUUGCGUUUCACAAUGGAAGCAAUCAUUUCUGCGGUUCUUGGUGAUCUUGUCGGCAGAGCUAUAUCCUUCGUGGUCAAGAAGCUCCGCGAGCAGACAACCUCUGAGGAGGAUCUGCAGAGGCUGCGCCAGCUGCUUCUGAGGGUAAGUGCCGUUGUUGAGGAGGCCGAGGGGCGGCGUGUCACAAACCGAGGGAUGAUACAUCAGGCUAGCACGAUGAGAGAGCAAAUGUUCAGAGGGUACUACCUUCUUGACACCUUCAGGUCCAGAGAGAAGGAGGCCGAUGAUGAGGAGGUGAGUCGCUUCUUGUUUGCUCAAUCCAAUUUCAAUCCGGCUAAGCGUAUUCGCUGUCUUUCUAGCAACAGUCAGAUUGAGAGCACGGUAAUUGGUAGAGAAAGCAGUCAGGAGUUGAAACAGGUUGUUCUUGGCCUAGAAAGCGUGGUUGCUGAUAUGAAGGAGUUUGCUAUAUUUCUGAUGAGCUACCCUCGCAUGUACCAGCAACCCUAUGGGGCAUAUUUAUUUGUGGACAAGUAUAUGUUUUGCCGCCAAAUGGAGAGGGAACAAGCCAUCAGCUUCUUGCUACAAGCUGAGCCUCCAGGGAAUGGAAAUGUGGGCGUCCUUCCAAUUGUUGGUCCUGCACGAGUUGGGAAGAGCACUCUUGCGGACCAUGUUUGCAAUGAUGAGCGUGUGCAGAAUCACUUCUCCUUGAUCUUGCUCUACACUGGAAACGACCUUAAAGAUGAAACAGUGACAAGUUUUAGAGAUCAUUGUACGAUCAAGCAUCAAAAUAUUGGCUUGGAUGAAAAAAGGUUGUUGGUUGUCAUUGAGCUCUUAGGGGAUGUGGACAAAGGGGCAUGGAAGAGGCUGCUACACUUGUAUGAACUAUACAUGCCACAUGGGAGCAAAAUCAUAAUCACCAGCCGAUCAGAGAAGACGGCCAGUCUUGGAACAACGGAAGCUGUCAGGCUAAAUUAUUUGUCAAAAGAAGCUUACUGGUAUUUCUUCAGGACGCUCGUGUUUGGUAGCACGGAUCCGGAGGAGCACCCAAAGCUAACAUCCAUUGCCAUGGAGAUAGCCCUAGAGAUGCGUGAAUCUUUCUUAUACGCAUAUAUCAUUGCUGCCUUACUGAGAGAAAAUAUUAGUGCUCGGUUCUGGUGCAGGGUUCUCAGACACCUUAGGGAGCACAGGCAGAAGAAUAUCUUGUUGUUAGGUGAAUGUCCUGUUGAUGAAGAACAGCCACGGUAUGUUUGGAGCAUGGCCAAAAGGCGGCAAGGUUCUGAGGAUAUUAAGUUCUAUCUGCAAGGGUGUGACCCUCAAAAAGGGCCUGCUUCUCAUGGCGAGAUUCCAAAGAUAACAGUGAUGGAUCUUAUAUCUGGCACCUGGAGUGCUAUGCCACGGGGAAAAUUUGAGGUCUUGUCCUGGAGGUCUGUUAUACCACCGUACUACAGCUACACAACUGUUUGUGAGUUUGUCCGGCACGAGAGUAGUACCACAGCAUAGAUGAAGAAGAGGAGCGCUCUUUGGCACCGUCGUGACACUGCUUUGAAUUACUGGUGGUUCUCUUCUUGUCUUAUGGACCAUGGUUCACCAGAUUGGUAGAUGCGACUUCCUUGCUUUGCUGGUGUUAAAGUUGGUGUAUUUAAGUUGAUCUGGUUCUUGACUCGAGCUUAUAUGGAGUAUAUUGUAACUGGUACCUAAUUACUGGUUGUGCUUACUUGUAUGGAGCUAGGUGUUAGUACAUAUAUGGCUCCUUAAUUACCGGUUGAGCUUAUAUGGAGCUAGAUGUUUACAUAGGGCUCCUUAAUUGCCGGUUGUGCUUGUAACCACUUGUGUACUCUUCAUCUGAAUAAA
Triticum dicoccoides is the source of this 1944-nucleotide messenger RNA. Its product is annotated as disease resistance protein RGA2-like. NCBI's taxonomy places the organism in Eukaryota, Viridiplantae, Streptophyta, Magnoliopsida, Poales, Poaceae. The record is from RefSeq and is a predicted model, not a curated record. The transcript has a single exon. Gene Ontology annotation, molecular function: ADP binding. Bases 109 to 1593 code for a protein of 494 amino acids.